AUAUUUAUGGUAGCACUGCAUUUUGACAGACGUAUGUUACGAUGGUAGCCAAAAGUAAACACCCCUAGUAAACACAUUAUUUCAUGAACUUUUACAUAUUUUUCAAUUAAACUUUGAUCUUUUGUUAUUUAGAGUUGGUGAAUAUUAAAUUGUAGAUUCAAUUAUUCUCAAUAUGCCAUUGCCUCCAGCCUUAGCCGCAAGAUUAGCCAAACGGGGUAUAGCUGUACCACAAAAUGAACAACCCGUUGAACCAACUGAAGAAAUUAUUGCCGAGGAUUAUGAUGAAACUGCACCCACAAAUCCACAAAAAGAAAUUCCAGUGAAGUCAUACAUUCCAGCAGAAAAAGAUUAUGAAUUUGAUUUAGAUAUUAAUUUCAAAAUAAAAGGAUAUGAAAAUUGUCCUAAUAAAUACAACAUUUACCACGAUUGUUCACAUUAUUGUGUAAAAAAGUGGAAAAACGGUCAUACAGAACCUGAUGUAAAACAUUUGGAAAAGAAAAUGAGGAUGCUUAUGAAGUAUCCAUUGCCAGAUAAUUGGAAAGAAGUUUAUGACAAAGGAGUUGGGAGACACUAUUAUUGGGACACAUCAAAUGACUUGGUGUCCUGGUUGCCACCAGCACAUCCAAAAGCAAUAAUUACAGAAAGUGCAUCAGCUUUAAGAGAGGAGAGGUUGAUGAAAGAAGGUGAUGAAAGUGACGACAGCGGUGCAGGCAGUAGUGAGGAGGAAUCUACUGUUUCUAAAUAUGAUUCUAAACGUGAAGAAAAGUCUGGUCGAGAAUUCAAGAGGCCGCAUCCCCCGCAGCAAGAGUCAAAGUCUUCAAAACGCGCCCGACAACAAGAAAGAGUAAAAAGUACGCCCUUAGAUCCUAUGGAUCCCUCUUCCUAUUCUGAUGUGCCUAGGGGCAACUGGGCAUCGGGACUUCAGAAUCAGACAGAAGCAAAAACUGGUGUUGACACAACUGCCAGCGGUUCACUAUAUCAAAUGAGGCCAUAUCCUAGUCCUGGAGCUAUCCUUUCCGCAAAUAAUAAAAAUAAACCUCCUGCUGAAGAUAGUGGAAAGAAAUCAAUUAUGUAUCCACAACUACCUGAUGAAGAUGACGAUUAAAAUGU
Molecule: messenger RNA, 1110 nt
Organism: Ctenocephalides felis (cat flea)
Lineage: Eukaryota; Metazoa; Arthropoda; Insecta; Siphonaptera; Pulicidae
Product: polyglutamine-binding protein 1-like
Exons: 4
Coding region: 173-1105 (310 amino acids)
Molecular function (GO): protein binding
Source: RefSeq, a predicted model, not a curated record